Molecule: messenger RNA, 1812 nt
Organism: Trichomycterus rosablanca
Lineage: Eukaryota; Metazoa; Chordata; Actinopteri; Siluriformes; Trichomycteridae
Gene: psen1
Product: presenilin 1
Exons: 11
Coding region: 105-1475 (456 amino acids)
Biological process (GO): protein processing; smooth endoplasmic reticulum calcium ion homeostasis
Cellular component (GO): nucleus; endoplasmic reticulum; plasma membrane
Molecular function (GO): aspartic endopeptidase activity, intramembrane cleaving; beta-catenin binding; cadherin binding
Source: RefSeq, a predicted model, not a curated record
AGAAAGAUAAACAUGGCUGACGGGGCGGAGAAACGAAUGGAGUUAUUUUCAAACGUCCACCCAGCUCGACUCUUCUAUGAGGCUCGAUUCUAUUUCAAGCAUCAAUGGCUGACAAUGCCCAAGUUCUAGUAAAUAAUUUGUCAGGUGAUGGAGCAGAGGCCAGCCGGCACACCGACACCCGGAGCUCUACAAGUCGGGCCCAGGGGGAGGUCGAGCUUAACGGCCAGCCUUCCUCAGCUCAUCCCCCACAGGUGGUCACUGAUCAUUCGGAAGAGGAGGACGAGGAGCUGACUCUGAAGUAUGGAGCCAAACAUGUCAUCAUGCUAUUCGUCCCCGUCACCCUGUGCAUGGUGGUAGUCGUGGCAACCAUCAAGUCGGUCAGCUUCUACACACACAAGGAUGGCCAGCAACUGAUCUACACUCCUUUCCGUGAGGACACUGUGGAAACUGUGGGUCAACGUGCUCUCUACUCCAUCCUGAAUGCUACCAUCAUGAUCAGUGUGAUAGUGGUAAUGACGCUGGUUCUGGUACUGCUCUACAAGUACCGCUGCUACAAGGUGAUUCAUGCCUGGCUGUUCUUUUCCUCCCUGCUCUUGCUGUUCUUUUUCUCCUUCAUUUACCUGGGGGAGGUGUUUAAGACAUACAACGUGGCCAUGGAUUACUUUACUCUGGCAGUUAUCGUCUGGAACUUUGGGGUCGUUGGGAUGAUUUGUAUCCACUGGAAAGGCCCACUGCGCCUGCAGCAAGCCUACCUCAUCAUGAUCAGUGCCCUCAUGGCUUUAGUGUUUAUUAAGUACCUGCCCGAGUGGACUGCCUGGCUCAUCCUUGCUGUUAUUUCUGUCUACGAUCUACUGGCUGUGUUAUGCCCAAAAGGACCUCUACGCAUUUUGGUUGAAACAGCUCAAGAAAGAAAUGAACCCAUGUUUCCAGGCCUUAUCUACUCAUCAACAAUGGUGUGGCUGGUUGGCAUGGCAGACAGUGCGGAGACGAGAAAUAAUUCAGCCCAGUCUGCCCCUAAUCAACAGAGCCAAGACACGACAGCUCCGGUGGCUCAGCCAGAGGAUGACGGGGGCUUUACAUCUGACUGGGUGGGUGAACAGGAGCAUCGCCUUGGCCCGCUCCAGUCCAAUGAGGAGACUCGGCGUCAAAUCCAGCAGAUGCCGUCGGCACGCCCACCUGCGGCAGAUGACGAUGAAGAAAGGGGUGUAAAGCUUGGUUUGGGCGACUUCAUCUUCUACAGUAUGCUGGUGGGAAAGGCGUCUGCAACAGCCACUGGUGACUGGAACACAACACUAGCCUGCUUUGUGGCCAUUCUUAUUGGCUUGUGUCUAACUCUCCUGCUCCUGGCCAUCUUUAAAAAGGCUCUCCCAGCUCUCCCCAUCUCCAUUACCUUUGGCCUGAUCUUCUAUUUCGCUACUGAUAACCUGGUGCGCCCGUUCAUGGACCAGUUAGCCGUGCAUCAGUUUUACAUUUAGCAGAAGGUGCUAAUAUUGGUAAACUCACACUCCACUCUCUGACUACCACAGAGAACUGCAAACUCAGGGGGAAAGUAGGGGUCAGUGGCACUACCCCAGUUCCUCUGUGCUGGAUUCGUGACAGAACUCUGUAAUUUAUUUAUUAUUUUCUGUUUGGAGUGGAGACCUCCAGCUGUUCAUUCCUUCUCCAUGUGAUUUUUUUUCAUUUGUUUUUGGAAGCCUGACACUGGCAUUUGUGGUAAAUGUGUAGCAAUGGGUUGGGGUAACGGUUAAGGGAUUUUAUAAACUCUGUACAAAUUACACUGAUCAGCUAUAACAUUAAAACCACCUCCUUGUU